Messenger RNA from Moneuplotes crassus, 1381 nucleotides. The record is from the annotation of a GenBank genome assembly. NCBI's taxonomy places the organism in Eukaryota, Ciliophora, Spirotrichea, Euplotida, Euplotidae.
AAAAGCUUAAGAGAAAUGGAGCAGAUAAAUAAUUUAGUUGCUGCAUUUGAUGUGUGGUGAGGAGAUUAUGGACAUAAGGGACUAGAUGAAGAGCUUGGUAGUCGUGAGCCAGACCUGGUUGGAGAUUCUCAUACUUUGGAAAAGCCUGGUAAGAAGUUAGAGGAGUACAAAAGGAUAGUUUAUUAUUUUGAAUAUUGUGCCAAGAUGCUUGAGUUGUAUUCUUCUUCUUUAACAAAAACACCCGUUACUCGGAUUUGACAGAUCAACUAUGUACUACUUAAAUUAAUUGACAAGAUCCAAAAGACUGAUUGGAACUAUACAAAGAAUGAAGAUAGCAAUCUUUGUAAUCUUUCUAAACAAUUUUGAGUAGAUAUUUCAGAGCUCCAAGAGAGGUAUAUACAUCUUCUACCUCAAGAAGAACAAAAAGAAUGGUGCUCAAACUAUGGAAUCACUAGAGCAUCUCUGAAAUAGAAGACAUCAUUCUUAUUCAAAGAACAUUGUAAAGACUUCUUCAUACGAGGACUCAAAAUGACUCUCAGAGAAAAGGAAAAAUAUCAACAAAAUCCUAUCAAAAUGACUCCCUAUGAGCAUAGAAAAAAGAGACCAGAAUGAACUCUCAAAGAUCUAUCAACAGUUAUGGACAAAUGUAUUUCAUAAUCUAAGAGGUCAAACGAAAUAACUUCAAGAAACAAAUGACUCUACAUUUUAACUGUAGCAAAAAUUACUCAGAAGGGGUUCUCAAGAAGAUUAAGUUUCUCUCUUUACCUAUGAUAGAAAAAGUAAAGGUGAAAUCAGUGUCAAAAAGGAAUAAUGGUGAUCAAUUCUUAAUGAACGAUUCAUUUCAAAACAGAUAUAGUGGCCUCUAUUUUUCAACGAAGGAUUUAAUUAACACAAAUUAUUGCUUAAGAAAUAUAGCCAGGAUUUUGCCAACGAUUAAAGAGAAGGUUCAUCUCGAUAAAUUCAAAUUAUCCCUUUCUCACCUCAAACAUAUUUUGAAAUCAUGAGCUCAUGUGAGUUAUCUGGUUCUCGGAAAUUGUAUUGUCUCAGUUCCGGAAAUCCCAGAUCUCUCGAUUUGUCUCAAAGGAACAGUGAUAUCAAGCUUGAGCCUAGUCUCAUGCUCGUUUAUGCCUUCUUGCUGCGAACCCUCCACUGUUGUAAAGAAUCUUCUUGAUGGAAUUUUAAGCACAGAGAUGAAGAAAACCCUCAAAGAGAUCAGGCUUGUAAGAAAUAAAGACUUAGUAAAAUCUGAGAUAAAACAAAUCCUGAAUAAAUGAGGAAUGAAAAAGAUCAGCAUUAAAAUGAGGAAUGAGAAUUAAGUUUAAAACAAAUUUUUAAAUGAUAGCCAAUAAGAGUGAAAUUAGAUUUAGUAUUGUUCAUAAUC